Eriocheir sinensis (Chinese mitten crab) is the source of this 1238-nucleotide messenger RNA. RefSeq names its product ryncolin-2-like. The transcript has 3 exons. Bases 106 to 945 code for a protein of 279 amino acids. NCBI's taxonomy places the organism in Eukaryota, Metazoa, Arthropoda, Malacostraca, Decapoda, Varunidae. The record is from RefSeq and is a predicted model, not a curated record.
CUGCUGGCCUGCACAAUUCAGAGCUCUGGCCCCGCAAGGCAUCCAUCUCGACCUGCUGCCCGCCAGAUAAGUCUUGGAGAAAUACCUCACUUGCCAGAAGAUCAGAUGACGGUUCUGGUGUUGUUGAGCGCCGCGGCCGUGGUCGUGGCCGCGGUGGAGCCAGCCAGCACUCCCGCCCCUGUUGCAGAUGGCGACACGAGCAAUGUGCUUCUUGGUAAAUCCGUAGUGUCCAGCCUCCUCAUCGCCACGGGCUUCAGCGAGGCGUGUGUGGCCGAGGCCCUGGACACCUGUGCGCCCGCCUCCGUGCAGCGCCCAACGCCGCCGACCCCGCUGGUGCAGGAGGCGAGGGAGCUGCUGCAGGAGGUGCGUCAAGUCGUGAGUCACUACGACAACCGCCCGCGUCACUGCAAGGACCUGCUGGACGGCGGGGACAGCGGCAAGGGCCUGCGCCACGUGUACCCCUUCCCUGGACAGCCCCAACGCCGCGCGGCGGUGUACUGCGACCAAUCGACUGACGGGGGAGGCUGGACGGUGUUUCAGAGACGCACCAACCUCACCGUCCGGGAAGAAUUCAACCGCAGCUUUGUAGAAUAUCAAUUGGGCUUCGGCCAUCUCGAGGGGGAGUUCUGGCUGGGCCUGGACCUCCUGCACGAACUGACAUCGGCGGCCCUUCAGGAACUGCGCAUCGACAUGGCAGAUUGGGACGACGUUCGACGGUAUGCAAAGUACGGCUUCUUCUACGUCGGCCCUCCAAGCACCGAUUACCGCCUCAGUGUUGCAAGCUGGGGUGGUCCGUGGUGGCACGUUGCAUGUGGUACAUCCAACCUGAACGGCUUCCAGCACGAGGGGACACACGCGGGAAACACCGGCAUCAACUGGGAUGCAUGGCGAGGGAGUAGCUACUCCUUGCGGCAGACCGCCAUGAUGACCCGACCAGCCUUCUGAACAGUCAUCAUGAUUCUGGGUUCAACGGUUGCCUGGGACACCUAUUUUGCUGGACAGUCUUCCAGCGCGGUAGUGUACGAUCUUACACACACCAGCAACAUCCUCUUUUUCAGCAGGCAACUCAAGGCAGGGCUGCCUGGCGCCUUCGAUAUGCACAGCCUCAGGCAGGGCCGGCCCGGGGCUGCUGGGGCCCGGGCAAGCCGAACUUUGCCUCCCUUACAAGUAUAAAACUGUAAAUGUAGAAUGGAGAUUUUAUUACGAUGUACAAGCUGAAUAAAACAGUUCAAGCACUG